Ipomoea nil (Japanese morning glory) is the source of this 2911-nucleotide messenger RNA. Its product is annotated as tubulin--tyrosine ligase-like protein 12. NCBI's taxonomy places the organism in Eukaryota, Viridiplantae, Streptophyta, Magnoliopsida, Solanales, Convolvulaceae. The record is from RefSeq and is a predicted model, not a curated record. Gene Ontology annotation, biological process: protein modification process. The transcript has 15 exons. The coding region runs from base 149 to 2737 and encodes 862 amino acids.
UUUAAAAAGAAAAAAAAAUUAAAAGUAGUCAUCCCGAAACUACCAAACACGCCUCUAACCCUGCUGAAAAACCCUGCUAAACCCUCCUCGUCCGUCUCAGCCGCAACUCACCACCGAGUCACUGUGUCUGCUCGCUCAGACCUGCGCAAUGCCUGCCAUCCAAACCUACGAUGACUUCAUUAAAGUCCACGGCGUGUUAUUAGCCUCCUCGGGAAUUCCUCAGAAGCUCCACCCCCUGCUCUUCCAGAAGCUCGCGGCGGAGGCCUUCGACGGCGGCCACCAUUUCCAGAUCGAGCCUGUGGAGGAUGGAAACCAAAGGCGCCUGCUGUUCACCUCAGAGUUCAUGGCUAAGGAGUCUAAUCUCUUCCUCGUUGACCAUGCUUGGACUUUCCGCCUUUCCGAUGCCUAUAAGCAGUUACAGGAAGUUCCUGGGCUGGCAGAAAGAAUGGCUGCGUUAAUGUGUGUGGACACUGAUUUGUCAGACACUGUUGAGGAAGGUGACAUAGGUGAAGAUAAUACGAAAUUAAGUGCCGAGGAGAUAGUGACGAGAGAAGUAAUUAAGGCUAAAGAAGGUGAUGCUGCAAGGUGGUUGGAACUUGAUGAGCUUGGCAUUGACGAUGAUAUGCUUUCUUCUCUUGAUUUGCCUCAUAAAUUUCCUAAUUUACUUGCACUAAGCUUGUGUGGCAACAAUCUGAAGAAUAUUGAAACUGUUGUAAGGGAGGUUACCCAACUCAAAAGUCUUAAAGCUCUUUGGUUGAAUGAUAAUCCAAUUCUGAAGGAGAAUGGUGAUGGUUGUAUGGAAGAUGCUAUUCUUCAAGGUUGCUCUAGUUUGGAAAUUUACAAUUCUCGGUUCACCCCACAUUUUGGUGUGUGGGCAUUAGGGUUUUGUGCAGAGAUAUACAAUAAAGACCGUCCAGGCUAUGCAUAUCAAGGUGAACAACCCUUGCAGUGUCUGAGCUCACUAGACCUAUCUAAUAGAUGCAUUAACAACCUCUUCAAUAAGGCAUUUUCUCCUACUGAAAUGCCAUCUCUCUCACAUUUGAACAUUCGUGGAAAUCCACUGGACCAGAACUCUGCAAAUGAUUUAUUGGAACUACUUAAUCAAUUCAGUUGCUUGAGUGCUCUGGAGGUGGAUAUACCUGGGCCUCUUGGAGAAAAUGCUGUUAGAAUUGUUGAAGCACUGCCAAAUCUUUCUGUACUGAAUGGUGUAAGCACAUCCAAAAUUUCUGAGUCUGGAAAGUCUGUGGUUGAUUCAAUGUUGUUGCCACGCCUUCCUGAAUGGACUGCAGGAGAACCUAUUGCUGACCGCAUUAUAAAUGCAAUGUGGUUUUAUUUGAUGACUUAUAGACUUGCAGAUGAAGAAAAAAUUGAUGAAACCUCUGUAUGGUAUGUUAUGGAUGAAUUAGGUUCAUCUAUGCGGCAUAGUGAUGAACCAAAUUUUAGAGUGUCUCCUUUCCUCUACAUGCCAGAGGGUGAAUUGGCAUCAGCUGUGAGCUAUUCAAUUCUUUGGCCAACUGAAGAUAUUCAAAGAAAUGAUGAGUGCACUCGUGAUUUCCUAUUUGGAAUUGGGGAAGAUAAACAACGUUCGGCUAGACUUACUGCUUGGUUCCACACCCCAAGGAAUUACUUUAUUAAAGAGUAUGAGAGCUACAGGCAGAAAUUGCAAUCAACCAAAUUUACUUCCCCACUACAAGAGUCAUCUGUUACGAGUACUUUGUACCGUGCUGAUGGAAGUGCUUUGCGUGUGUAUACAGAUAUACCUCAUGUGGAGGAUUUCCUGAACCGCCCUGAAUUUGUAAUUACAUCUGAGGCAAAGGAUGCAGAUAUUAUUUGGACAAGUAUGCAGGUAGACGAGGAGCUGAAGAAGGCUGCAGGACUCAAUGAUCAACAGUACAUAAAUCAAUUUCCAUUUGAGGCUUGUAUUGUUAUGAAACAUCAUUUGGCAGAAACAGUUCAAAAGGCUCAUGGAUUGCCUGAAUGGCUUCAGCCCACAUAUAACCUUGAAACUCAACUUGCUCAAAUGAUUGGUGAUUAUCUUGUACGGGAAAGGGAUGGACUGGAUAAUCUAUGGAUCUUGAAGCCGUGGAACAUGGCCAGAACUAUUGAUACAACCAUAACUGGCAAUUUAUCUGCUAUUAUUCGUCUCAUGGAGACUGGGCCCAAAGUAUGCCAGAAGUAUAUUGAGCACCCUGCUUUGUUCCAAGGGAGAAAGUUUGAUCUUCGUUACAUUGUCUUGGUUCGCAGCCUAAACCCAUUAGAGAUAUUUCUGGCUGAUAUUUUCUGGACCAGAUUAGCUAACAAUGCUUACACUUUGGACAAGCACAGUUUAGCUGAAUAUGAAACUCACUUUACUGUUAUGAACUAUCGAGGAAGAUUGAAUCACUUGAAUACCCCAGAGUUUGUGAAAGAGUUUGAACUAGAGCACAAAGUUAAAUGGAUGGACAUCCAUUCGAGAGUUAGGAGUAUGAUUAGAUCAGUGUUUGAGUCUGCUGCAUCAGUGCAUCCGGAAAUGCACCAUCCUAAAUCUCGGGCAAUGUAUGGUGUUGAUGUCAUGCUUGAUAGCAAUUUUCAGCCUAAAUUACUGGAGGUUACCUACUGUCCUGACUGCAAGAGAGCUUGCACGUAUGACACAGAAGCUGUGGUAAAAGGAGGAGAAACUGUCAAGGGCCACGAUUUCUACAACUAUGUGUUUGGCUGUCUUUUCCUUGAUGAAACUAACCAUGUAUCUCCAUUGUAAACAGGUAUACCAAAUGCUCGAAAGCUUUUGUCCUUUAUAUGCAAGAACUAAUUUACAAUAUGUGAACGCCAUGCUAUUUCUUAGCAGCGUUUCUGCACAUCAAAGUGUGAAAGGAUGUUGUUGUAUUAAUAGUAAUUUCUGCAUUUUAAAUGAUACUCGUAAAAGUUUUUGACA